GAAGCGCUGAUGUGAGGAAACUCUUUCUGGAUGUGGACAGUAAAAAGCAAACUUCCUUAUCCUGAUUGUGUUUGUCCUCUGUUUACUUGUAGCGGGAUAGAUGAAGAGAAGAUAUGGAGUUGAUAUACAAGGUUCUCGGCUUGGAGUGGAUAGAUGGCAAAAUUAUUUUAAUAUUUUUGACUGUUUCUCUACUGUUGACAGAUUUUCUGAAGAACAGAGUGCCAAAAAACUUUCCUCCUGGACCCUGGGCUCUUCCUUUCAUUGGUGACCUUCAUCGUAUCCAAUCUACCAGACUCCACCUGCAGUUAACAGAGUUUGCAGAGAAAUAUGGAAACAUUUUCAGCCUUCGACUCUUUGGUGGUAGGAUUGUGGUCGUUCAUGGCUACAAACUUGUGAAAGAAGCCCUGGUUCACCAAGGAGAAGACUUCGUGGAUCGCCCAAUUAUACCCUUAUUUGAAUCAAUUAUUGGGAAUAAAGGUCUUGUGAUGUCAAAUGGUUAUCCCUGGAAGCAACAGAGGAGAUUUGUUCUUCACACAUUCAGGAACUUUGGUCUGGGGAAGAAGACCCUGGAGUCAUCCAUCCAGCAGGAGUGCCAGUAUCUCACAGAGGCUUUCACAGAUCAGCAAGGCA
Molecule: messenger RNA, 630 nt
Organism: Haplochromis burtoni (Burton's mouthbrooder)
Lineage: Eukaryota; Metazoa; Chordata; Actinopteri; Cichliformes; Cichlidae
Product: cytochrome P450 2J1
Biological process (GO): xenobiotic metabolic process
Cellular component (GO): cytoplasm; intracellular membrane-bounded organelle
Molecular function (GO): oxidoreductase activity, acting on paired donors, with incorporation or reduction of molecular oxygen, reduced flavin or flavoprotein as one donor, and incorporation of one atom of oxygen; iron ion binding; heme binding
Source: RefSeq, a predicted model, not a curated record